This is a messenger RNA of Schistocerca serialis cubense, 699 nucleotides long. Its product is annotated as membrane-spanning 4-domains subfamily A member 14-like. The record is from RefSeq and is a predicted model, not a curated record. Gene Ontology annotation, biological process: negative regulation of protein sumoylation. Gene Ontology annotation, molecular function: calcium ion binding. The transcript is spliced from 2 exons. The coding region runs from base 1 to 699 and encodes 232 amino acids. NCBI's taxonomy places the organism in Eukaryota, Metazoa, Arthropoda, Insecta, Orthoptera, Acrididae.
AUGUCAUCUCGGCUGGAGGACGGGUCGUGGGUCGUGCCUGGGGGAUCACAUGGUACCGAGGUCGUGCAGGGACGACGCAGUGCAAGCAGCCUGCUCGAAGAUCUGUCCACUGAAGAUCUGUCCACUGAAGAUCUGUCCACUGAAGAUCUGUCCACUGAAGAUCUGUCCACUGAAGAUCUGUCCACUGAAGAUCUGUCCACUGAAGAUCUGUCCACUGAAGAUCUGUCCACUGAAGAUCUGCCCACUGAAGAUCUGCCCACUGAAGAUCUGCCCACUGAAGAUCUGCCCACUGAAGAUCUGCCCACUGAAGAUCUGCCCACUGAAGAUCUGCCCACUGAAGAUCUGCCCACUGAAGAUCUGCCCACUGAAGAUCUGCCCACUGAAGAUCUGCCCACUGAAGAUCUGCCCACUGAAGAUCUGCCCACUGAAGAUCUGCCCACUGAAGAUCUGCCCACUGAAGAUCUGCCCACUGAAGAUCUGCCCACUGAAGAUCUGCCCACUGAAGAUCUGCCCACUGAAGAUCUGCCCACUGAAGAUCUGCCCACUGAAGAUCUGCCCACUGAAGAUCUGCCCACUGAAGAUCUGCCCACUGAAGAUCUGCCCACUGAAGAUCUGCCCACUGAAGAUCUGUCCACUGAAGAUCUGUCCCUGCAGGCAGGCUGUCAGUGCAACGAGACGUCGACCAGCAGAGCGGAGUGA